CCUCUCUCCAGCUUCUGUCCAUCCUGCAGACGUUGUUGGUGCUGGGCCCGAACCGCUCCGAUAUCUGGCUGGCCCUGGAGGCCAUCACUAACAGAGCCGUACUGCUGGCCCAGGACUAUGGAGUCAUGUGAGAAAAUCAUGCAUCGGCUGUUGUUCUCCAAACGCAGGAGCUACGAAGGUCAUCACGAAGUGGACGGGCUGAUAGUCAGAGCAGAUAAGGCUGUGCAGACUGAUCUGGACAAAGAUACAACGGACCAAAGCGCAGCGUCCUCCCAGAAGUCACUCUGUGCCUCUCCUCCACCCCCACCCCCACCACCUCCUCUACCCCCCAGCAUAGCUGGGCCCCCACCACCUCCUCCUCCUCCACCACCUCCACUACCUGGAGGCUUUGGUGGACCUCCACCACCUCCUCCCCUACCUGGCGUGCCAUGUCCUCCACCACCACCGCCACCACCUCUGCCCGGCGGUCCGGGCAUUCCUCCUCCACCCCCGCUACCUGGAGAUUUUGGCGGACCACCACCACCACCUCCCUUACCCGGCAUGCCACCUCCACCUCCUCCUCCCCCAGGCAUGAUAGUGGCUCAGAGUAGCCAGUCCCUGGGGUGCAGUGCACCCCCAAAUACAAACCGAUGUCCCACCCUGAGAAUGAAAAAGCUCAACUGGCAGAAAGUCCGUGCCGUGACGGAUGGUCACUCCAUGUGGGCCUCGGUUCAGAAAGAGCCUCCUCCUCGGGAGCCGGACUACAGCAGUAUCGAGCAGCUGUUCUGUCUCCCAGUGACCGAGCACAAAGACAAGGGGGCAGCUGCUCCUGUCAAGAAGGAGCCUAAAGAGAUUACAUUCAUUGAUCCAAAGAAAAACUUGAAUCUGAACAUAUUUCUGAAGCAGUUCAAAUGCACCAAUGAGGACUUUGUUGCCAUGAUUCAAAAUGGGGACCGAAGUAGGUUUGAUGUAGAGGUUCUAAAACAGCUUCUGAAGCUCCUACCAGAGAAGCAUGAGAUUGAAAAUUUAAAGUCUUUCCAAGGCGAAAAAGACAAGUUGGCGAAUGUUGACCGCUUCUACACCUCUCUGCUCACAGUGUCAUGUUAUCAGUUGAGGAUUGAAUGCAUGUUGCUGUGUGAGGAGACUUCAUCAGUGCUCGACAUGCUCAAACCCAAAGUCAAGCUCAUAGAGGAGGCCUGCCAGUCUGUCAGAGCGAGCGAGCUCAUGCCCAGUUUCUGCAGGCUCAUCCUCGACGUGGGAAAUUUUCUGAACUACGGAAGUCACACAGGGAACGCGCAGGGGUUCAAAAUCAGCUCUCUGCUCAAGCUCACAGAGACCAAGGCUAACAAGAGCCGCAUAACGCUGCUUCAUCACAUCCUGGAGGAAGCAGAGGUGAACCACCCAGAGCUGUUGGCCCUGCCGGACGAUAUAGAGAUUUGUGAAAAAGCAGCAGGAGUUAAUCUGGACUCUGUUCAGUCAGAAGCCAGUGCCUUACUGAAACGACUGAAUGAUACAGCCAAGAAAGUCUCCAACUCCGUGGAGGAGGUGAAGGAGCAAUACGAAAAAGUUCUGGAGGGAAGUCUGGAGGCGUGUCAAGCUUUAAGCAAAAGGUUCACUGAGAUUGACAAGCAGAGGAGUGAGCUGGCUGUCUACUUGUGUGAGGAUGCUAAUCAGCUGUCACUGGAGGAACUCUUUGGAACCAUGAAGACUUUCCGACAACUUUUCAUCAAGGCACUGAAGGAAAACAAAAUGAGGAAAGAGCAGGCAGCUAAGGCUGAGAAGAGGAAGAAGCAGCUGGCAGAAGAAGAAUCCAAGAGACAGAAGGGAGAGAAUGGAAAAAUAAUCAAGAAAGGGGCUCUGCCACAGAACGACGGCUGCAUCAUUGACCACCUCCUAGCAGAUAUCAGGAAAGGUUUCAGCCUAAGAAAGACCAGGCCCAGGUGCGAUUCGGAAAGCCUCCCUUCUAGUGAAAAGCAUAGAGAUACCUGCCCGCCUGGAUCAAGUGUGAAGCCUGUAGACGAAGAAGCCGCAGAAGCAGCCACCAUUUCCGCUCCCACCAAACCUCAGACAGAGGGUCGCCAGGCCAGCGCAGGCGAAGUGAACGGUUUCAUCAGCCUGUCAGAAGAGGCUCCGCCAGUGCCACAGAGUGCAGUGACAGACGGGCCAGCUGCACCUCCCAGCACACCCCCAGGAGAGCCAGCCAUAACGACGCAGGCACCCCCAGAAAGACCUGCGUCGCUGCAGAAGCACCCGGAGAAUCCUGCAGCCCCAUGCCCAGAUGCGACACCACCUCAGCCUCAGGUUGAAGGGGAACAUCAGCCAUGUCCCACUACGAAUGGUUUUUCGUUAGAUUCGACCGAGACCAGCGUCCUCACCCCAUCCUCCUUCUCAGAUUCUGACCUGCUAGAGGCCAUGUUAGAUGGCACUUCCAGCCUGGAACCUGAGAAGCUGAUGCCUGAGCAACCGGUGGACAUUAGUGUGAAUGUUGAGAUCAAGGAAUGUCCUUUACCUAACACAGACAUUAAUGUGACACAGAGCAGGGAAAGCAAUAUAGUGGGAGAUGGGAAAGGUGAAACUAGUGAUAAAAUAAGCCAUUUAGCAGAGACUGUAGGACAGGAGAAGGGUGGAGAAGAGCGAGAACCCAUUACUGCAAGAACAUGCGGCAAAGACGAGGUCGUCAGUCACAUCGAGCAUUCGGACCCUAAAAGCAAAGUGAUCGCACUCGGCGAGGCCAUCGAGGGAUGUGACGUCAUAGAUGGACUGGAACCAGAAGAUCUGCCAUCAGCAUCCGAAGCACUGCCUCCACCCCUAAAGCCCGAACUAAAGAAACAACAGAGCUUCUUUAAACGAAAUAAAAAGAAGAGUAACCAAGGUAACCUAUCCACUCACUUCAAUAAACAGCAUGUUUGGAAUGCUAGUCUUUUGACGUGUCUUAAAGGGAAAUCUUUAUUCGUUUUGUUUUUAUUGCAUUUUGCGUUUUAUAUUUUAUGUAUAGGCUAUUUUAGCGUAUGUUCUUAAGUGUUUUGCAUGAUUACAUGCUUCUUCUUUUUUAAAUUAAAGAGUAUGGAUGCAGUGUUGUAGCACUUGAUUUGCAGAUUUAAUACUGAAUGGAUUUCAAUCUAUGGUCAGCUUUUUUUUGAAUGCUCUGUUUUCCAUUUUUGACUCUCUGAAACACAAGGUAACAGUGGGAAAGGACACACUAAACAUAAAAAAGGCUGUGUGUUGCAGUGAGGUGAGUCCAGAAAAAGGAAAUCAAGAGGGAAAAGAAAAUGUUGAUGGAGCUGUGAACUGGAAGGACUGCAGUAUAUUUUAUUUCAUUUUGUGAGACUACAUGAAUAUCGACUCCUUCGAAGGGGAGGGGGGGGGGGGGGAUGCAGAAGUCUUCCUCUUGCAAUGAUUUGUGUUUUCCAGACCAAGAAGAGCAAAAACAUCUCAGGCUGGGAUUAUCACAGCAUGGAUGUAAACAGUCACUUUAUGUAAAUGAAUUGUAGUUUUUUGUGUAUAUGAAGUGGUUUUGAUUCAGAACUAUUCUAAAAAACAAAAAAAGUUGAAUAUUGCUUUGUAUGUUUUGUAUCGUUGUUAUAUGCAUUGGAUGUGUUUUUGUUAUCAUGAGCUCCAUUUGCAUUUCAGCACCUUUAGAGAGAAAGAUGCAGUGUUUGGUGCAAGAUAUUUAAUGUAACACAUCAAAAUCAAAUCGCUCUGAAUAAUGUCUUAAUUUCUUUAUAUAUUAUUCAAAUGAUCUCUAACGGGAAGUAUAAGGAAAGCCUGUGAUGGAUUGUAACUUUUAAUGUGAGGUAUAUUUUAAUAAAAAUGAAUUUACUGUC
This is a messenger RNA of Lates calcarifer (barramundi perch), 3803 nucleotides long. RefSeq names its product inverted formin-2-like. Gene Ontology annotation, molecular function: actin binding. NCBI's taxonomy places the organism in Eukaryota, Metazoa, Chordata, Actinopteri, Centropomidae. The record is from RefSeq and is a predicted model, not a curated record.